This is a messenger RNA of Adineta ricciae, 1527 nucleotides long. The record is from the annotation of a GenBank genome assembly. NCBI's taxonomy places the organism in Eukaryota, Metazoa, Rotifera, Eurotatoria, Adinetida, Adinetidae.
AUGUCAACGCGAAGUCGCAUAGAACCAUUCAGCGAUCAUUCUCACAAAGUUCAACUAAAAGUCAUCGAGAUAUCUCGUCAUCGGCACAGUCGCAAUCACCAUCGACUGUCAUCGUCAUUACCAACGUUGCAUUCACGUACAAUUCAUACAAGUAUUCGAUCGAAAAAUAGCCAUCGUUCGAUCGGCAAGAAUUCCGUUGCACGCAGUCAUGGUCAAGAAAAAUCAAUCUCAAAAAGCAUUGUGCAACAAUCAAGAACUAUCAUAAGUAGCUCUGUUAGUUCUGGUAAAGUUCGUCCUACACCAUCCGAAGCGAGGGAGUGCACUUUUGAAGAUGAUAGUUCUUCAAUUAAAACAGACCCUGUUGAAAAUCAACGCUGUUCACCAGAUUUGUUCAGUGCUGUGAAGUGGACCGAUCGAAAGGGCGUAACAAAUAAUUACCAUAAGAAUAGAGAAAAUAAUCGAAAGAAGAAAUAUACCCGUUCUAUUAUUAUAUGUUCGAUCAUUACUGCAUUUAUUCUUUGUAUAGCAGUCGUAGCAACUCUGCUUGCUGUUUUGAUCAAGCCAAACGUCACAUCGUCAAAUUCAACGCCUGAUAAUAAUCCAUGCGUUACGAGGAUAUUUUGGAAUACGACAGGCACUAUCUAUGCAGGCAAUGGUUCUCAAGGUCCAUCCCUAAAUCAAUUAUCUUCACCAACCGGUAUAUUUAUCGAUUCGAACGAUGCUCUAUACAUCGAUGAUACUGGACACGCUCGUUCACUAAAAUAUCUACCUGGUGCAGCAACAGGAGUUUUGGUAGCUGGAGGUAGUUCGGGAAGCGGACUGAAUGAAUUGAGUGCAAUGGGUACACGUUUUAAUUAUGCUGAUUCAAAUCAAGCAACUUACAUCGCCGAUGCGGGGAACCAUCGAAUAAUUCGUUGGUUAAAUGGCGCAUCUUCAGGCGUGAUAGUGGCUGGCAAUGGUACACCUGGAAGCACACUCAAUCAAGUGAGAAAUCCGUAUGGGGUAUGGGUUGACUCAAGUUCGAAUGUAUAUGCAUCAGAAUACUUUAAUCAUCGCGUAACAAAAUGGAGUCCAGGCGCGACGGCGGGAAUAAUCGUUGCCGGAGGCAAUGGGCAAGGCUCAACAAUAGAUAAGCUAAAUAAUCCAACUAGUAUAUAUUACGAUGAGUCUAAUCAAAAUCUGUACAUUGUUAACACUGGAUCGCAUACAGUGACAAAGUGGCGAAUAAACGCACCGAAUGGUACUAUUGUUGCUGGGAUUGCUGGAAGUUCCGGAUCAUCAUCUACUCAGUUAAGUGGACCAUUGGGUGUAACGUUAGAUCAGUGGAAAAACGUCUAUGUUGUUGAUUCAUUGAAUUCGCGUAUUCAACUUUUUUGUAAAGGAGAUACCACAGGUGUUACGAUUGCUGGAUUUGGCAGUGGAGGUAGCUUUUUCAUUCUUCCAUACGGUGUGGCGUUGGAUUCACAAUUAAAUUUGUGUGUCUCAGAAAAUGGAGCUGCACGCGUAACAAAAUUUUGGAAAUUAUAG